Brachypodium distachyon (stiff brome) is the source of this 728-nucleotide messenger RNA. RefSeq lists its product as uncharacterized. The record is from RefSeq and is a predicted model, not a curated record. The transcript has a single exon. Bases 121 to 381 code for a protein of 86 amino acids. Lineage: Eukaryota; Viridiplantae; Streptophyta; Magnoliopsida; Poales; Poaceae.
CGCCUGCCUACACACUCCAAUUCAAAGCACCCAAAUCCCCCAAUCCACCUUCUAAAGCUAAGCGCCACCAGCUGAGAGCAAAGCAGAAGAGAAGAAGGAGAAGGAAUUAAGAAGGCAACAAUGGGCGGGUGCUUCUCUUCUUCGUCGUCCGGUGGCGGCGGCGCCGGGGGAGUGUACUACUACGAGGAGUCUGGAGCCACACCAGCUGCGGCCGGGACGACGUACGGGCGGCGGGUGCGGCCGAGCGACGAGGACGGGCUGUACUACGUCGGGGAGCGGGACGUGGACAACAAGGCCGGGAUCUACAUCGCCAAGUUCCACCGCUACCAGUCCGAGAUCGUGCCGCAGACCCCCGCCGCCUCCAUCCCCUCCUCCUCCUGAGGAACCUCCUCAACAUGAAGAUGCAUGCGCUUGAGUUGAGUUGGUUAUUACGGUUUAAUUGGUCCAUCGUUCGAUUGGUGCGUGUGUGUGUGCUUUGCGUUCUUUCGCCCCCUUCUGUUUACGCUGCCUGCGCGCGGCAGAACCUGAAGGUGAGCUCCUGAUGAUCAAUAAGUUACUUAAGAGUUAUUGAGUUAAGAUGAGGGACGAGUGUCGUUAGGAGUCAGUAUUUAGCUAGCUAGCUCUAGCUAGUAGUGUAUGCAUGCAGUAUAUAUGUGUGUUAUAUAUGUAUGUAUAUAUAUGUACAUUUUUUUUCAAGAUCAAGAUAUAUGUCAUGGACUUUAUAUGUA